This is a messenger RNA of Haliotis rufescens (red abalone), 5163 nucleotides long. Its product is annotated as stabilizer of axonemal microtubules 2-like. Gene Ontology annotation, biological process: microtubule anchoring. The transcript is spliced from 7 exons. Gene Ontology annotation, molecular function: microtubule binding. Lineage: Eukaryota; Metazoa; Mollusca; Gastropoda; Lepetellida; Haliotidae. Gene Ontology annotation, cellular component: cytoskeleton. The record is from RefSeq and is a predicted model, not a curated record. Bases 253 to 1758 code for a protein of 501 amino acids.
CACUUUUGAGCGGGUGCCCGGUUUUGUGUUUUGACGGGCCAUUGAAAGAACAUGCCUGAAAGGAUUUUGUUGACAGAAAAUGUGUCGAGAUUUAUAUACCUUUGAGAUUUUAACAAUUCGCAGUUUAUUGUUAGAGUAGAAGAAUAUAAAUUGAAAGCCAGUUCAAUCUAAAACCCGUAGCAUCGAUUGCUUUCGACUCUGCAAUAUCCUGCAAUUCAAAAGCUAAAACGUGACUGUUUUAUCAACGACAACAUGUCUGGGAGCAAACCGUGUGCUAUGGAUACUUACGUUGAAGAUUUCCCGGAGAAUGUCAACGUUGCUGACCUUUGCGAUUGUGGUCGCCACAAGAGGAUGGGACAACUCACAAAAACGACCCGACGCCGGGACAAGUUUCCAAUGUCGGACUACCAAGCAACGUUCCAGGCAGUGCAACAUCCCCGACCCCGCUCUUCCAAGCGCCCCCCUCCUAGCCCCCCACCGGAAAAUGUCGGCAAGCCUAUGUUCUUUGAGACGAACCAGCGAUUCGAGUUCAGACGUCCGACCAAUGUUGAGAGGGUGAAGCCUAUUGUUCAGGAGGACAAGUAUGAGCGUCUCGACAUCCCGCUGGACGCUACGACGUCAUACCAGAAGGACUUCAUUCCCAAACAAGCGGAACCGGAAAUACGGAUCUACCCGAAGAGAGACAAGUUGAAAAUGUCGUCUGCUAAGUUUGAGAGUUCAACUACCAACCAACAACACUACAAGCACUGGGUGCCCCAGCCAAGUGUGCCUUUCGGGGAGCUGCCCAGCUUUGCCGGAUCUAUCUUGUUCCCCGAGAAGGAUCACCUGCCCGAGAGUACAACCAGGAACUCUUUCGUGGGGAGGUUUGCCCCUGCCGCCGAGCAGAUCAAACCUGGCAUCACCAACAUCAAGAUUGAAGGCGACAUGUCAUUCGACACAACUCACAACAGGACAUUUCAGAACAUAACCGGAGAUCACCGAGUCAAGCCGAUCACAAACAAGCCCGACCUACCGCUUCAUCGCAGGGAGCGGUUUAACGGGGAGUCGCAGUCUAAACGGGACUUCCCCGGCUACAUGUCUGGGCAACCGCUUCCGCCGAAACCAGCCGAGCCGGCUCCCGCUACCAUCGACCUGCGAUUUGAUAACAGCAGGAGGAAUUUUCAGACAGAGCAAAGGUCAACGUUCAAAGGCCACGACGUGGUCCAGCAUCCAGCUCCCAUCACCUGCAAGAAGGACGAUGAAACAUACGUCCCCUCCGCCAUGAAGUUCGAGGCGGAGAGUUCGCAGAGGAGGGAUUUCCGACCAAUUGACGUAUCUCAAAACAUGGCACCCAAAGCAGUGGCCCCAGUAACCAAGCUCCACACAUCGCCAGAUAUCAAGUUUGACGGUAGAACCAGUAACAAGGAGUUCUUCAGAGACUGGGGCGUGGCACCCAGAGUCAGAUACGGCGACUUCCACGAGAACCGACCCUACAUCGCCCCUGUUGUCAGAUUUGAGGGGGAAAGUGUCACCAAAUCCACAUACGUCCCCAAAUACGCCGACCCUGUUCAGAGCUUCAAACCGGAUGGAGUAGCCAAGGCCACGCAGCCGCAGACGAAGCAUUCAAUGGACUAUUCCACCGCCUACAGUGAGACAUUCCAGCCGAAGAGGAUGCCGUUAUGCAAGGCGCAGGCAUAUCUUCUACAACAGGAACUCAAGAGACGAAACGUGGCAGUUGAAAAUCAUGAAGCGGCGAAUUCGUUAGUGUUUGCAAAGUAACUUGUCACGAAAUUGAGAUUAUUUUUGUAUAUUAUGUUUCGAGACUUCGCUAAUCCAAUUAAACCUAAUCCCGAUAUGGCUUAUCGUGACGUUUUUAAUCCGAUAACCUCUUCAUCAAUACGUGUCGGAGAUUAAUUAAUUGAUACUAGUAAAUAAAUUGUGUGACAGCAUGCGCGUAGAAACACGCCAAUACGAUUAAGAUUUAUAACCGGAUACAGGUUUGGCGAGUUUGUUUAUUGACGUUUUUGUGUCGUUUUACUUUGAGAUUAUUACACAAUGUCAGAGCAUAUCUGUGAUUUUAGUCAUGUGUGGCUUCCAUCUCGGCUUGAAAACAAUACUGAUUCAGAAUGACGUCACUGCUAGUAUCAUAUUAUCUUGGGUUCGAAUCCAAGGUUUGCGCUGAUCAAACACGUGCUCAUGGGUUACAAAAAACCCGUCAAAAUUCACAUGACUUCCGGCUUUCCUCCCACAUCAAACUGAAAUGCUGUGAUAUAACUGAAACACUGUUAAAUGCGGCGUUAACCAAAGUUGGGUUUAACGCCGCUUUGAACAGUAUUGCAGUUAUAUCACGGCGUGUCAGCUUGAUUUCGGAGUAAAGCACGAAGUGUUGCAGGUGUCAGACGUUUACUACUUUGGUGAAACCCACGAGCACGGGGAUGGUGCUGAUUAACCUAGAACAUAAUUGGGGCGACGCUCCCUCAAGACGUUAUCCUGUCCUAAGGACCGGCUACACAAAGCGACCUCAACGCUAGGACCGCCUUAGCGCUCAGGCGAUCGUAACUCCCAUAUUUCAACAUUCUUACGACAGCCGUAGCGCUCAUCGCUUUGUGGUUUAAAGUAUUAUUCAGAUUUCCAAUACAGGUUACAAAAUAUUCACUCAGCAGUGACUGGGUACCCGGUAGAAUGAGAUGGUAAUGUGAGUGUUAGCUUUGUAACGCCUCACAUGCAGCUCCGGUUGUAUACAUCCCCGGGAGCUGAGAAUGAAACAUCGAGUGAGCACGGAUCCAUUGGCCGGACUAUUAUUUUCUUACUGCCAUGGGACGUUGCUUAACGUAUGUAAUUUUUCAGGGUAAAGCCUCCGAAUUUGCGUCGGUGAUUAUAUCUAUGAGGACAGGGUUGAGAAUACUUGCCAGUUUCUCUGUUUCGAAUGCCAAAGCAUGCUCAAGCUGAUUUUUGCCUUGUUACUUCUACUGAUCAAAUCUGUGAUAAUUUUUGUGAUUUAAUUUGCAUUGAUAUAUUCCUGUGUGAGAUUAUGUUGACGUAACCUUUUAUUUCGUUCGCUCAUAUAUCGAUUCUUAACUUUGUGAUAUACAGAACACGAGUGACGGUAUAUUAGUCGGACAUAAGUAUUUUCUACCACGUGAAGCACACGUGAUUAAACAACGACCUCUUACUGGCCCAAAGUCUCAAUUUAGAUGUGUUUAAAUAGACACAAUCGCCCGCUUUGUCGUUGUAUAUAUUUAACUUUAUAAUUACAUUUUCAUAUCAUUGACAUUUGUGGUCUGUAUUCGCCUGACAGUUUGUUAUUUUUAUUGUGUAAGCAUAUCUACGAUUUUUUUUUCGUUUUAGCCGUCCACGUCUCAUUUAUAAAACCGUCAUAAACCGUAAUUGAAUUCUCAUUUUGAAUGUGCAUUUAAAAGUCAUCACAUCACGAGCAAUACUCACUUACCAUCAAACUUAUGGUAGUGACGCGUUUGAGAAACGUGGGCACGAAAGCAUGCCACGUGCGAUCUCAAUAACUGCACAUACAGUCUUCAUUUGCACGCAGGGCACGUGCGCAGUAUACACACGUGAUAACCACUUGCACGCUACUGUUUCGCUCACAGCAGCACUCAAACGGUGACUGUUUCUUUGUCCAAGGCUUCAGUCGCGGUCGUAUUCAUUUGUUCAACCCACGAGUGAGUGAGUGUGGUUUUACGCCGCUUUUAGCAAUAUUCCACCAAUAUCACGGCGGGGGACACCAGAAAUGGGCUUAACACAUUGUACACAUGUCGGGAUUCGAACCUGGGUUUUAGGCGUGACGAGCGAACACUUUAACCGCCCUCAACCCACGAAACUCACUCAAGCAUACCGUAAAAUCGAACACGUACACCUGUUAUGCCAAUGUAUUUCCAUAAACCCUGGAAUAUACCACUCAACAUUUGUUAGGGAUAUUUAUACUAUUUGAUUAUCUCUAUAAAAAAUGGAGCAGUAUGCUUUGAAAAUAUCCCCCAUUCAUGUUCAUUGUGGUCACAACUCUCCUCAUCCCAUCUGUGUGUAGCGGUAAGUUCCAGUAAGGGGGCACGGGUGGCCCAGUCGUCUAAGAGCCGCGAUUCGCUGUGCAGAGUUGCGUCCCUUGGGCACGCCAGAAACCUAUGAUUGUGGGUUCGAAUCUUGGUUCGCCCCGAUUAUGUUUCUAGAUUUGUCAGCACCAUAAACGUGCUCUUGGGUUUCACCGAAGUGAUGACAACAUGGGUUGUGACAUAUUUUCGAUACUGAGUUCGGAGUUGUUGUUUCCAAAUGGUAAACAAAUUGUCACGAAAAGCAGCCCCUCUCCUAAAGUUGUAGUUUUUCAAUUUCGUUUUCGACAAGUUUUUAUUAAUUUGUGUAUUUUAGACUUCACGUGAACCACUCUUAUUCCUUUUUAGUCCAUUCAUAACAGACACUUUCGAAUGUUAAACGCAGACUCGCUGAAUUGAUUGAUGCAUGUCAUCGUAUCCCAAUUGCGUUGAUCGAUGCUCAUGAUAUUAGUCACUGGAUUAUCUGGUCCAGACUAGAUUUUUUACAGACUGGAAUAUUGCUGAGUAUGACGUUAAACAACAAACAACAAUGUUAAACGAAACAGCUUUACAACGUCAUCGCAAGUGUGAAUAACAUGUUGAUAUGAAUAAACGUCUGUCGUGUUUAUUAAACUCAGUUUAUAAUAGGGAUGGCACUUUUCAUAUGCUUUCCAGUUUCAAGUCGCAUGUGUUUUCAAUCAUGUUGUUGUGUUCUUCAUCUGUAAUGGUUAUGUGUGGUGCUCGUAUAUUUUUAAAUUUGUAAUACAACCAGGUCAGUAUUUCGUUGCCACUGAACAUUUUUAUAAGUUAUUCUGAAAAGACUUAUCCACGUUUAAAAAAUAUAAAGGUAACACUAUAUACAUUUAGUACUCCAAAUCAAUAUUUUAUUUCUGUUUGCUAGUAUCACAUUAUUAAUAACUCAGAAAUGCUUUUCAAUUUUUUGCAUGCAAAAGUAUUUGCUAUAUAUCAUUUUGUUAUCAUUUUUGUGUUUUGCUGUGUCUUCGCCAUUUUGUACCAAUCUUUUUUUACAAAAUAAAUAUAUAUGACGUAAUGUGUGCAAAUCGCACUGUCUCAGAAGUGAUUAUUGUACAAACUGUUUUUCAAACGUUGUUGUUAUUUUGUUUGAAAUAAAGGUGUUUGGGUUUAA